AUGCGACGACACGAGACUCGUCGCGGCGGAUGGAACCGCGCGGAGGCGGCGCCGGCGACUUGGGAGGAGGACAAGUGUCGUGAGGAGGACGAGGCGCGGUCAAAACCGUUGACUGACGGCAUAGGAGAAUGUGAGAGAGUGAAAUAUCGGGCGAUCCCGAGCGCACCGCGGCUCAUUGAUAUCGCGUGGGAUUGGUUCACGAUACAAGCUUGCAUUGUCGCAGGCUUGAUCGUGCUGACCGGUUAUUUCACCUUUAUAUCCACGGCGACAUGGAGAAAGUGCACGGCCGCACUCGACGUGGAGUUCCGGGACUCAGCGGGCAGAGAGGAAGUUGUGCGCUCGUUCCUUCGAUGUACGUUCGGACGCGAACGUGGAAGAGGGUACGUACCUUGGCGGAUGGAAGACUUCUCUGUGCUCUUCGUGAGAAUAUCCACCUUGGGGUAUUUUGGUGAGGUGAUAUUUCAUCAACAGAGCGCCUGGCACGCGUCGAAGCAUCGGAAAUGGAGAACCAAGCUCGCCAUCAACUCGUUCGCGGCUUAUUACGUGGUUUACUUUGUCAUGAUUGCAAUUUUGGGGUAUCAUUCGCGAUACUCGCAGGCGGUAUGCAUGUCAUGCUUCGGUGCACUCUUUUACUGCGGAGCGACGUCCAAGGAGUUUUGGUCGACGAAAGGCUUCAGUUGGAUCUACACGUACGUCAUCUUGAUGGCAAUAAUCGGUAAAGCGGUGGUUGAGAUAUUUAUCAUCAUUGCGGCCGAUCCGGGUGUGAGUCCGAUGCUCAAGCUCGGCGUGAGAUUCGUGUUAGACCCGUUAUUUUGGGAAUUCGUUCGCGCCGUCGAGCGUCACUACGCCAGACUGAAUCCAUCGCCAGGACCGUGUCUUCAACUACCGUAUUUCGUUUCCUUCACGCUUCAGCAGGCGUUCUUCUCGAGAUAUAUCAUGUUCCUCCUCUCCGCAGGUGGCGCAGUGAAAAGCAUGGCCACCGUUCAAGCCGUUUUGUCGCUGCACGAGCUCAUGGUCAACCUUGUCCAGAAGGACCGCGACGUGCACCUUGUGAAACUAUUUCUGGGUAGGCAAUCCGCCGAGGCGAUUCUCAUCUCUCGGAAGCAACACGAUAUAGUCGCAUUGAAUUCGAUAGUCUCAUCGUUCGCUGAGAUCUGCGCUGUCAUCGUCAUUUCACUGUAUCUGUACGUUUUUCGAAUGGCGACGGAGGGUAACGAAAACAUCGUCAACUUGAGGGCAUAUGGCGUUCAGGCGAUCAAUUUGAUCGCCAUAGAAGUGGUGCUGUCGUUUUUCGUCAUGUAUGUGCAGCAGCGUUUUCACGGCAUACGGCAUGGCGACGUCUUCCCGAGCGGGGACUUCAUGCGUAGAGGACGCUGGUUCAUCGUGAGCUACAGAUUUGUUGUCUUCAUGUGGAUCACCGUCAUGAUGGCGCACAAAAUCACCAUUUAUCUCGUUGGUUCUCAGUUUCACAAGUAUCUUUGUCCUCGAAUCAACGAUGACGGGAACGUGUACUCGUACCAGUGCACGACUGAAGACCUGAAGCUUGCACCGGGUGGAUUCUACUUGAACUCGAACGCGUUCCUGGUACAGAUGUACGACUACCCCGUGGCGAAUCUCGAGAAUGACGCGCGCUCGUGA
Ostreococcus tauri is the source of this 1638-nucleotide messenger RNA. Its product is annotated as E2F-associated phosphoprotein. The record is from RefSeq and is a predicted model, not a curated record. The transcript has a single exon. The coding region runs from base 1 to 1638 and encodes 545 amino acids. NCBI's taxonomy places the organism in Eukaryota, Viridiplantae, Chlorophyta, Mamiellophyceae, Mamiellales, Bathycoccaceae.